Molecule: messenger RNA, 1088 nt
Organism: Phodopus roborovskii (desert hamster)
Lineage: Eukaryota; Metazoa; Chordata; Mammalia; Rodentia; Cricetidae
Gene: Egfl8
Product: EGF like domain multiple 8
Exons: 8
Coding region: 35-910 (291 amino acids)
Biological process (GO): anatomical structure development
Cellular component (GO): cell surface; extracellular region
Molecular function (GO): calcium ion binding; signaling receptor binding
Source: RefSeq, a predicted model, not a curated record
UCCCUGUCUGCAGCCCACAGAGUCUGGAAGAAACAUGGGGCUCAGGGCUGAGCUGUGCGUCUUCCUAAUUGGACUUUUAUUUCUCCUGCUAUUGAUGUUGGGCGAGGGGCACAAAAGAGGAUCUUUCAAACAAAGUUUGGGGGUCUGUUCCAACCACACGCUGGUGGUUCCCCUUCGCUACAACGAGUCCUACAGUCAGCCCACAUACAAGCCCUACCUGACUUUGUGUGCUGGGAUGCGGAUAUGCAGCACCUACAGGACCACUUACCGUGUGGCCUGGCGGGAGGUGAGGCGAGAGGUACAGCAGAGACAUGUGGUGUGCUGCCAGGGCUGGAAGAAGCCACACCCAGGAGCUCUCACCUGUGAAGCCAUCUGCUCCAAGCCUUGUCUAAAUGGAGGUGUCUGCACUGGACCGGACCAGUGCGAGUGUGCCCCAGGCUGGGGAGGCAAGCGCUGUCAUGUGGACAUUGAUGAAUGCAGGACCAGCCUUACCCUCUGUUCUCACGGCUGUCUGAACACCCUGGGCAGCUUCACGUGCAGCUGUCCUCACCCGCUGGUUCUGGGUCCGGAUGGACGCACCUGUGCAGCGGGGCCUCUGGAAUCCUCAACAAGUGCCAGCAUCCUCAGUGUGGCGGUUCGGGAAGCGGAACGUGAGGAGCGAACCCUGAGGGAGGUAGCAGAGCUACAUGCUCGCCUGGAGCGGCUGGAGCAGUGGGCCACACAGGCUGGGGCUUGGGUCCGAGCAGUGCUCCCCAUGCCGCCUGAAGAGCUGCAGCCCGAACAGGUAGCUGAGCUGUGGGGCCGGGGUGACAGGAUCGAGUCCCUCAGUGACCAGGUGCUGCUGCUUGAGGAAAAGUUGGGUGCCUGUGCCUGUGAGGACAACAGCCUGGGCCCAAGCCUCCACGGUUGACAAGGAACGGAGUCAGCAGCCUGGAUCCCUAAUUUAUACAUAAACUGCACUAUCUGGGAUUGGCAGAUGGGAGUAUUGACCACCAAGGCACAAUGAGCCACAGAGCCCCCAGAUCUCUCUUUCUCUUUAUUCUCAGUUGCUUGCUGUUACCCAGAUAAUAAAAACCAACCACAUAAAA